Messenger RNA from Psammomys obesus (fat sand rat), 590 nucleotides. RefSeq names its product ankyrin repeat and SOCS box protein 3-like. The transcript has 3 exons. Gene Ontology annotation, molecular function: protein binding. NCBI's taxonomy places the organism in Eukaryota, Metazoa, Chordata, Mammalia, Rodentia, Muridae. The record is from RefSeq and is a predicted model, not a curated record. The annotation marks the transcript as partial.
GAUUUUGGACUUGUUAAUACCAGUUACUAACCGGGCUUGUGACACUGGACCAGACAAAGUGAGCCCUGUUUACUCGGCAGUGUUUGGAGGACGGGAAGAGUGCCUGGAAAUACUACUGCAGAAUGGCUACAGCCCAGAUGCACAAAUGUGCUUGGUUUUUGGAUUCACUUCCCCUCUGGGCGUGGCUUUGCAAAAGGACUGUGAGUUCCUUGGAAUUGUGAAUAUUCUUUUGAAAUAUGGAGCCCAGUUAAAUGAACUUCACUUGGCCUACUGCCUCAAGUAUGAGAAAUUUUCAAUGUUUUGCUCCUUUUUGAAGAAAGGUUGCCUGUUGGCUCCAUGGAAUCAUACCUCUGAGUUUAUAAGUUACGCAGUUAAAGCACAGAAAAACUAUAAAGCAUGGUUGCCGCAACUCCUGCUCACUGGAUUUGACCCGUUGACUCUGCUGUGCAGCAGCUCUUGGGUUGACUCAGUCAGCGAUGACAUUCUUAUCUUUACUUUGGAAUUUUCUAAUUGGAAGAGACUUCCAUCAGCUGUUGAGAAGAUGCUCUCUGCUCGUGCAAACUCCUCUUGGGCUCUUCAGCAACAUUUGG